Molecule: messenger RNA, 8694 nt
Organism: Lineus longissimus
Lineage: Eukaryota; Metazoa; Nemertea; Pilidiophora; Heteronemertea; Lineidae
Product: serine/arginine repetitive matrix protein 1-like
Exons: 16
Coding region: 212-3694 (1160 amino acids)
Source: RefSeq, a predicted model, not a curated record
UCAUUCAGGCCCUUUUUCCGUUCGGGGCGGAGCCAGUCCAUUUUUAACCAGGAACGACGAUAACAACAACGUGUUAUUGUGGAGAUUUUUGUGGAGAUUUCAUUCUCAAUGUUUGCUCAUUUAUUCCUCAAAAACAUUAAAAUACACUUAUAAUUUAGGGUAUCCCUUCCAGUCUUGAAAAUAAAGUGGGCAUUGAAACAAGGGGACCAAGAUGGAUUCAGAUCAUGAGGAACAAGAUCCCCUGGCCAGCAUCCAGGAAAUAUUGGAGAAACACAAAAAGGCUAUUGAGGAUUCUGAAUCUGAGGAAAGAUGUAGUCAAGAUGAUCAUUCCAGUCCCCAGGGCUUUUCUUCGCGGGACGAGUCCCCCUCUUGGGAGCGACCCUCAUCGCGAGAUCAUUCCACAUCAAGGCGUCUUUCCCCAGGUCAUUCCUCGCGCGAUCAUUCCAAGUCAAGGGAACAUUCCAAGUCAAGGGAACAUUCCAGAACGCCAUCUUACGACCGAGAGAGAACCAGAUCGAGGGAGCAUUCCUCUUCACGUCAUUCCUCAGUUGAUCGAGCAAUGUCAUGGAGAAGCGAUGGAUCUGAAUCGCCUGGGCCAAGUCGACGAGAUCUGGAACCUAGUGAAACGAGUCAGCUUUUUCGCUCGUCCAGUUUUCAUGGAUACCGAAGCCCUCGGAGCCCUCUAGUGGCCUACCGCAGUUUCGCACGCUGUGGUUUUUGGAGUAAUCGAGAAUACGGAAGGGAUCAGCAGCCCACUACGUCUCGUGAUGAUCCUGGUCAGGUAGAAGAUAACGAUGCAACUGAUGGAAUGAAAGCACCACCAGUCACACAAGAACCGAAGGCAGAUGACCCUCCUUCCCGGGAUGAGUUGAUGUCUCAGUCUGCCAGUGAAGAUGACCUUGACAGUGAUGGCCAGAUGGUGGAGGGUAGCCCUCCGGUCAGGAGGGAGAAGAGAAAAAGGGCUGUGUCUGACCUAAGCACAGAGUCUGAGGGAGACUUGCUGGAUUCACCAGUUACUGAUCUGCCUGUUCUCCCGGGUGCCAGUAUGUUGUCGAAUGAACAUAACAAACACAGAAUCAGCCUGGCAAAGAAAGGUUCAUUGGCUAACAGAAGAAAACCAACACGUUCCAUGGCAAAGCAGACACAAUUCACUUCACUGUUCGAGUCAGCAGCGGAGGCAGGUAGCUUGCUUGAGGAGAUGGUUGAGGAGCCAGCAAGGCCACCGUCACGAGGCUCUAUUGGCUCACCGAAGUCCUCACCAGGAAUGAGCCGCAAACCAAAAGACGGUGCUUUAUCGUUAGGCAUGCUGAUUGGCAAGAGUCCGCCACCUGCUGUCAUGGCUAAACCUCACAUGGCUGGUGGGAUACGGAUGCCUGUUGCCUUGCCUGGAUUGGGGGCCCCAGCUCCUAAGUUGAGGAGUGUAAAAAAGCCUCCUGUACCCUUACCAGAGACAAAAACAGAAGAACCAACCCCUCCAUGGCUCACGGAUGCCAAGUUAAAGAAGUCGACCCCCAAACCUGACGAUAUUCCAUCCAAAGCAGAGAAGCCCGCAGAAAAACCAAAAGCCUCUUGGCUGGGUGGAAAAAAACUGCACAAAUCGCCACCAAAGCCAGAUGAAAAACCAGAGAUACGAGUGACUGAGGAGUCUUCUCCAAAAUGGCGAACCGGUUUACGGAGGACGGCUUCACAGAGGAAGGAUACGGAAUCAGACAAGUCUGAUGACGAUACACCGGCAUGGAGACCGAACCUUCGCCGGGCAGCUUCUCAGAAGAUUAGUUCAGAGCGGAUGGAUUCAGAUGGUGACAGUGACAGUGCGCCUCCUUGGUUGGGUGGAUUGAAGCGAACCCCGAAAAAGGAUGCAAAGGAUGACAUUGAGCCAAAGAGGGAAACAUCCCCUGUGCCGGCCUGGAUGGUAGAAGCCAAGAAGACGAAGAAACCGGCGGUACUACCUCCGAAGGAUACGGAAAAGUCUGCCUCACCCACGUUGAAGGAAAGAUUAAAACUUAAGAAGCGCGUACCUGCUGUGGAAACUGACUGUGAUAAGACAUCCACACCAAGGGCCCUGGAUAUGAAUGUGGGUCUGGAACCAACACUAAAGACCUCACCAGUCAAACUUGAACAAGAUCUGUCCCCGUCUUCUGUUAGCCUGGAGAUGGACACUGGACCUAGUAUGGUACCACCGGUGAAACAGACUGUUGACCAAGGCCCAGUAUUGUCUCCACCGACAAAAACUACAAUUGAGGCUGGACCAGUAAUGGCUCCCCCAGCUAGGCCUAGUGCCAUGAUUGGUGGUGCACUAGAUUUACAACCUCCAGCACGAUUCCAAAUGACCAGCGGACCUGAACUAAGUCCACCAUCACAAACCAAGACAGAAAUAGGACCAGAUGUUUCGCCGUCUCAGGUGACGAAACUCGAGAGUGGACCAGUUAUACAACCCCCGAGUGAUAAGCUACGACCUCUUCGUAAUGUCAAGGAUGAUAACGGUGGCAACAGUAGUUGGACACCACCGGCUGAGAGCGGUGCGAUCCCAGUGCCCUGGAUGCAGGAGACGAAGGUGCGGCGUAAGAAAUCUAUAAAGGAUGAAAACAAUGAGCGUGUGAAAGCAGACGGAGAUAACGGUGGAAAGCCUUCGUGGAUGAAGGAGGUCUUGGCCAGGAGAAGAAAAACACAAGAAAAGCUCUAUGUCAGGGACAAGGUCGCCUUGGAUAAUUUGGCUGAAAUGUCAAAUAAGGAGAAAGACUCGCCUUCGCAAUCCCCUCGGCAAGAAUCAAGGAAAUCAUCCUUAACAAAAACUGUGCCUUUGAAAGUGACAGACUCCAGCAACAUAUCCGGCCCAUCCUCCAGCUUAACUGAAUCCAAUAAAAAUGUCGAGUCCCAAAAUAAGACGAACGUUUCCCGCUCAAGGCAAUCCUCGAUCGGAUCUUCAGUUGGAUCUGAUCAUGAGCUGAUUUUAACUUACAUAGACAAUUCGGAUGACACGAUGAAAACGCCAACAAAGGUGUUCGAGCUUGACAACGCCACUGUCAGGUGUUCAUCAAGUGAUUUGUCGCCCCGUGAUAAAGACUUGUCUCCUCGCCGUGGGAAUUAUUCUAAUGGCAGUGAUUCAACGGGACGUGUUCUGAUGGACGAGAACACGCCACCGCAGGAUAGUCGUAGGAGCAGUGAUACAGCAUUAUACUCGACACCAUUCUCGCGAACUCAGGUGUUGCCACCAAUCAAGUCCCCUCCAGGUUCACAAGCAGAAGAAAAAGAAAAUACUGAAACCGUUCCAAGCUGGAGAGCUGAGAUAGCUGCAAGAAAGUAUGCACGUAAACUGUCACUGCCCAGGGCAGAUGAGGCUUUGAAAGCUGUCGAGAUCCCUCUGUGGAAGAAAGAGUUGGAGGAGAGAAAGAAAGAAAAGGCGAGUUCCAAGCCUGGUCCAGAAGAAGAUACCAGUAGCUCCUCCACCAUGUCAUCAGGUCAGCCAUUACCGCCGUGGAAACUUGAACUUGCUCAACGGAAAAAGAAACCACCGCUUUCACCCAAAUCCAUUGAACCUGCACAGGCUCAGACUCAGAGUGAAUCUGCUGCUCCGGAACCAGACUGGAUGAAACAGGUAUCGGAGAGAAGACGCCAGAGACUAGCAAAGUUUUUCAUUGUGGUGUUCUUGUGUCUGUUGUGUCUGAUGCUUUACAACACCAUCCACGUGAGUUGAUGCAGGGGUGAGGUAUGGAGGGAUUGCAUCCCGCACGCAUAGAAAGUGCUGGUUGAUCCAACUAAAGGUGUAUUCAUACUCUGACUUCAGACAAAUUCCAACUUCCUCGGUGUGGCUGCCACCGAAUUUUAAUUGGUUGGUCCCUGGCAAUUACAUGUAGUCACUGAAAUCUUGCUGGUCUUGGAGAAACAAGGAAAAGAUUUUUGAGAUCAGCUUCAAUAUUAAACAGAAUAAAAACAGCAACUAAACUUUUGCUACAUGUCAUUCGCCAUCAGUCAACACCUGGAGUAUGAAUUCGCCUUCUGAAGUUGGCGGGCAUAUGUCUGACCAAUGCCUUCAAGAUGCUUGCAGGUUAACCGAAAUUCAAUGACUACCAAGGCAUGUUUGCAACUACUUUGAAAACGACCGCCACUUUAAAGUGAAAUUGUAGAUUGUAGUCCUCCUCUGUUUUACCGGGAUGGAAGCUUUAGGUCUAUUAUAGUUCAGUUCUUCAUGUGGACAUGUUCCAAUGACCAAUGGCAAUAAGUUAAGCAGGUAUUGUUUAAGGUUUAGGUAAGUGAUGGAUGGUUUUCUAAUGCAUGUCUGCUCUGCCUGGAGGUUAAACUGCUGACCAUUUCUUAGCCUCUGGUGGCCCAUCUUGAUUAAGUCUUCCCAUUUAGGCUGUUGCUUGGAUACUUGGGUUCUACUGAAGGCAGUCUCUGGAGUCCACAUCUGUUGCUUAACUGCAUUCAUGUUGAACAUUUGCUUUUUGCUGGCCAUGCUAUGCUCUUGGAUGUGAGGGAGCUAAUGCUAUGCAUGCAGUUUCUCUCCUAGAAGGUUAAAAAAGAUAAGGUGACUCACUAAUGCAUAUCUUUGAAAUUCAGCCACUGGGCUGCCGACUGCACUGAUCUGGAAAGAGACAAAUGGCUCUUUAGAGAGAAAUUGACUUUUCGAAAAGGCAUGUGUGUGGUGCUCGAUCAAUCAAUCCAUAAAACACACACUGGCCUAAAGUUUAGCAUGUCAGUCAUCAACUCAGCGGAGAGUCAUCUUAUUCAAGGAGGAUAUCAAGUGAAAAAUAUAAGAAAAAAACCAACCGACUGGCCCAAACUUUUCAGAGAAAAAGCACUGAUCUCCUACACCUGCAAUGUACUUCCUUUCUUUAGAUAGCCUUGCCGAGGGUCAGUUUUUUGACAAUACAUAUUAACCCUAUCUUGUUUAUAUUCAGGUUCUCGCUUAAGUAUGGACAGCAGUGAGUGCUGAAAUCACGUAUCAUUGAUAUCACUACUGAAGAAGAUACAUCGGGCUACUGAGACAAUUGGAGAACUUUCUUGGUAAUGUCAUUGCAAUUAAUGGAAUCGAUGGAAACGCCAAGGACUUUGUAAUGGUUGAAUCUGUUGCUUGAAUGUAUAGCUGAAAAGUGUGUUAAGUUUGAACCUAGGCAGGGCUAUAGUUGUAAAUAUAUAUAAGUGAAGCGGUUCAUGAAGUGAAAAUCACAGAGAUUCCAAUGACAUUACAAUUACAUGUAGUGGACUAAACAUUGGGAAUGUGUAGUUUUCUUGUGAAUUAAUGAGUACAAGGGUCAAAAUGGACCAAAAACAAAAAAAUACAGAUCCUCUCUGGCUUGUAUAGACAGGGAUAUUUCCAUUUUGGCCCUUUCAUUUACCCCCCUGUUGCCCAUUAUAUCAAACACGAUAUUACAUAUGUUCGUUGUUGAUCUGACCAUUUUGAGAAGGUUUCCAGGAACUGGACAAUCUACUGAAAUCGAAACAAUCAUGAAACUGAUAGUAAAAGUACUUAUCAAGAUCUUUCAAGAAAUUAUCAUGGCUGUAGGCUUUGACGGCUCUUAAAGGGAGACUACAUGCAGGAACUAGGGGGUUCAUUUGGUUGUCGCCAGGUGACUCGUAUAUAGUACCUGGGUCUGGUUUGACUUGGUGAUAAAACAAUCCACUUGCAAGUGUAAAUAGUUUGAAUGUACUGACGGUUAGUAGAGACAUCUACUGGCAACUUUGUGACUUAAUCUGACGCACCUGGUUUCAGUCUAUAGUCUCCCUUUAACUGUUGGGGACAAUUUCUGUUUCUCACACUUGACAACAGAUGUCCCACCUCUUAAAGAAUUGAGGUUGGUACUUAAUGUGACAUCCUGUAUAUGUCUGUCUAUAAAAUAUAUGUGUGAAUACUUACUUUUGUAUGAGAGAGAGAGAACAAUUUAUACAUGAAGAUAUAAUACAAAUGUAUAUCUAUUUUAUAUGAAUUUUCGUAGUUAUAUGCAUUUUGAAGACAAGGUCACGAAAUUGCUUUUAACUCAAUGUACAUAUUCAUAUUGUGUGUAAUCAUACAUGCUCUUAUGAUGUUGGAAAUCCAUUUUAGAACUAACUGGUAUUCGUCACAGCUGAAUUUCGUUUAUUGAUAUUCUCACAUUUCCGAGACCAAGUCACAAUCUUGUACAUAAUAUUGUUUGUGAAUGAGCGGUUCAAUUUGGGCUACUGUUAAACCCUUACCCAUUCGCAACCAUGAUUUCCCUAAAAAGCAUAACAUUCCUGCUUCUCCUUUAUCAUUCAUGAAUUAUAUAACAUAGAAAUGUUAACUAACAAGGCAGCAUUUAGAGCAUUCUUUUUAAUUCAGUGGUCUUCCUGACAUGGUAACAAAACUUAAAUUGCUGCUAUAAAUUAAGGGUUUAACAGUAAUGUCCUACAAGACCUCAUCUUCUGUAAACAUGUGAUUAAUUAUGCUACUGUAAACCAUGAUAUUUUCAUAGCUGUUAAUUUUAGCAUAAAAUAUGGUUUUGCGAUUUCAUUACCAUUAAUUUUUGCUAGUAAACUUUCCAUUUAGAAAAUUCGUAGAUCAGUUAUGUUUGUGCCAUUUGAUCCGAUAACACAUACUCAAUAAACCUAAGCGGACAAGAAUUAUUAGACUCCCUUUUUUUGUGGGAAUGUAUUGCCUAUUCAUCACACCAAAAUAUAACGUUCCAUCAGUGUGCUAGAUUUUUCCCAUUCUUAUGAAUAACUUCCUGGUUUGCUAUAAGGUGAUUUGUCAAACCAUGAAGAAUAAAAUUCUUCCCAGGACUGUUGCCCGGUGAAAAUGAUUUUAUAUAGAAUGUCAUAUUGUACCCACAAUAAUGAAAUGACCUAAUUUCUACAUCUGUUGGCAAGGAAAAACCUACAUCAAUAAGUUGUUAGAAAGUUGCUUGUUAACGUCUCUGCCUUGUUUAUACUCUUCAAUCAGGACAUCUCUGAAUGACGUAUCCACAAGGAAAACGUUUAUGAAUACUGAAUGCGAAAAUGAACCUAGUAUUAAUGGUAUUGAAUAUCAUGGGUUUAGUUGGCCAUAUGUACUAUCAAAUAGGCCUAUUGCAUGAUCUGCUCUUUAUUGAUUUAGCACUGCUGUCCAAUUCCUGCUGUGAACAACUGUUUGUGAAUAGAAUACAGUUUCAUAGAAAUCAUUUUGUGUUAAAUACAGUGUUUUAUUUCAAAUCAUAAACAUGAAAUGAAAUUGUCAGCUUUUGAGAAGGUUUCUGCUUGUGUGAUUCUGGUCGAUGUGUUCGACCAAUGUGUUUGUUAUUUAUGGUGUCAGGCUGGUUGGAAGCGCUGCUUAAAGUCCAUAUUGCAAAUUGUGCUACAAGAACGUGCAGUUUGGUCCUUGCCUCAGUUGGUUUUCAUGGUGUCCACUAUUUCCAAUAUCAAGUGGAUACUCUUUCAAGACGGUGUUUUUUGAGUUUUGAGAAUCGACUCUUUAAUGGUGUAUGCAUCCAGUCAGUUUUCAGUUGACUCUUUCUCAAGGAGUAAAGUCUUCAGUUCUUAUUAUCAAAUGCAGAGACAUUAUAAUUAUUACUGUGUAUAUAGUGUGUAUAUUUUUACGUUCCAUGACAUAAUGAGAGGCAGAGUUGAAGGUAUUACAGUCGGAAAAAAAGUGUCCUUUUCUCUUCUCAUGUUGGUAAUAUCCAUGCAACCACAAACAUGCAACUUUUGUCUCAUGCGAUGAUAUAUUGCAGAUCUGGCGAGGCAAAUUCCUCGUUAGCAUGGCGCUUAAUUGCACAAAAGAAUGAAACUUGUGCAGUGAAUGAAUGAAUCAUGGUGAAAAGCGGAAGGUUAGAAGCACUUAUUCCAAUGUGAUCACAAUCUGUGGUGUCACAAUUGUUAUUUUUAAUUGCGUCCUGCAAUAUUGUCAGUGUGGCAAUUAGAUAGCUGUAUUAUGCUCGAUACUCAAAAAAGGGUUUAGAAGGAGUACUUACAUAUGGAUAGGGUGGUUUUGUAAAUGAGUGCCUGAGUGUAAAAGGGGAAAAUAGUUGGCAAGGGAGGGGAGGGUCCCAUUUUGUUUCAAGAUCUUGCAAGUAGCAAACAAAGUUUAGUUUUCUCUCAUAAAAUGUGAUCGGCUGUCAGUAUCUCACAUUGAGACCAGAAACCUCAAUCAUUCUUGCAAUCAGGUUUUCCAUUAUGAUGUUCUAGUGACAGAACAAAUCUAUUUUACAAUUAUUAUGUCUGCAUUUAUUUAUUUGAGUAAUGAAAAUCUGAAUUGGUACAGAGUUUAGCUUAUGGCUUGCUUGUCUAAAAGCUUGUAAGAAUUGUAGGCAUGGAACUAGGCAGACUUUAAGAGGGGGCCUUCUAUGGAAACUUAUCCAGUAUACAUGUACUAAUACAUUCCCUUUCUUUAAAUCGAGGGACCUUCUUUUCUUUUUUCUAAAUAUACGUGUAGCAGUGAGUGUGAGCGACAACUGACCAUUACAAAUCACGUCAUAUUGUCGGUAUUUUACUUUAAAACUUGAAUGCUAAAAUAUUUGGGCUCGUCCUAUAAAUUUUCGAUAAAGGUCAUGAGAAUUAACAGGUAUUCACUGACAGGGUCAUAAUUGAUUCCAUGUACAUAGUUGUACACUGCUAAUGCGGAUGUACUUGUAACAUACUAACCACUUUCAUACGUCAGUAGCAUUUAACCCAAGCUUUUAACGAGCCUGUAUAUUCAUGCAAUUUAUUGAGGCUGCAUUUUGUUCUAGAGCUAUAGUGUAAAUGUGAUACAAAAUAAAAAUAACU